AUGACCCUGCAGAAACAACGAGAAGCAGAGCAGAAACUGAGUCAGUUUGUCAAGUUGACACCGGUCACGCCCCCCUCUUCCAUGAACCCGUUGUCCAGCGGGGGAGGGGUGGUGGGAGGUGCCCCGACUGGUUGCAACAUGCCAAUGACCACAGCUGUCCCCCAUGCCACAGCUCCAUCCGCCCCACCCCCACUACCACUGCCCCAGCAGCAACAUCGGCAACAACACCCAAUCCAGCAGCAGCAGCAGCAGCAGCAACAACAGCAGGUCAACAGCCAAGCCCCUGCCCCUCAGUAUGCAAGCGACGUGGACACUGCGGGCAACACAACAGAGAGUAGUCGUCCAGUCACGCCUGGCUCUGAUACAUCCUUACCUCCGUUUCCCUUGGUUACGGACGGGUCGUAUUCAAGCCCGACGCAGUUGGACAACAUCUUAUUGUCAUCAUUAUGGACACUCAGCACCUGGCACAUCCACUUGAAGAUGACUGGAAAAUGGACAGAUCAAAACAUUAUAAAAUUCAACAAAAAAGAAUAG
Molecule: messenger RNA, 534 nt
Organism: Acanthosepion pharaonis
Lineage: Eukaryota; Metazoa; Mollusca; Cephalopoda; Sepiida; Sepiidae
Source: the annotation of a GenBank genome assembly